AUGCUAAAAAUAGGGUUGAUAAUGUUAAGUUUCCUUAAUAUAAAUGCUAAUGAGUAUUGGAGCACUGAGUAUACUUCUUUUACUUCUACAGAUAUUAUGGAGAAAGAUGGUUUUUUUUUUAAUUAUUUAGGCUGGUUUAUUGAAGGUAAUAAUGGAUAAUUUUCAAGUAUCUGCGAUGGUAUACUAUUGUUUGGAGGUUAUAAUGUGUUUGGAUCAGGAGCAAAGGUAUAAAGAUUAAUAACUCUUCCGACUCAUUAUUAAUUAAGAAUAAGUUUUCAGUUUUGGAAGUAAGAAUUAUAAUAAAUAAACUAUAGAAUAGACAGCUGGGAUAAUGAACAUGUUUAUUUCAUUUUUGAUGAUUAUGUUUAAACUGAUAGUUGGUACUGGAAUACAGGAAUUGUAAAAUGGGGUAAUGCCGAUAAUAAUCUUAAUUUUGAAUAAUGGAGAGAAGUUGUAACAAAUUACAACUUUACUUUUCCCCAUAAUUAAUUGUCAUUAUAACAACUGAUUUAGACGAACCUCCAAAAACAGUAUUUUAAUUUCAUAUUAUUAGGAAUCAUGGGGAUUUAGGAACUUUAAGGUAGAAAUACAAGCAUGCUCACCAGGUUGUUAAAUUUGUAACAAUGAUACACCUGAUGAAUGUUUAUAUUUUCAAGAAAUUGAAAUUAAUUGGCUUGAUAAUUUCAAUUUUGAUGGAUGGACUUUAGAUUAAUAAUAGUUUGACUCAAUGUAAAUUUGUUUAAAUGUAUUGCUAAUUGGAGGAAUAGGCAAAUUUACAGAAAGUAAAAUACUAUCAAAAUAAUUUAUUAAUUUAACACCACAUUAUAAAAUAAUUUUGUAAGUUCAAUUAUGGAAAUUUGAUUAUUGGAAUAAUAAUAUAUUUUAUUUAGAAAUAGAUGAAUAGAUUGCUUAUUAAUCAAACCUUAUUGGCUAAGUAGAAGUAACAUAAUUGUGUGGUGAAAAUGGCGGUGAUAAGUUACUAAACAUAUAUUUGAAUAACUCUCAUAACUUAGAUAGAAUGUUAAUAAACAUGAAAUCUAAUAUUAAUUCAGUGAAUGGAUCUUGGGGUUUAAGAGCUUUUAGAUUAUAUCUCGCAAAAUGUUAUAUAACCUGUCUUGUUUGUUCAGGACCAAAAAUUAACAAUUGUUCAAAUUGUAAAGAUGGAUAUAUAUUACAUAAUUUUGAAUGUGUAGAUGGUAUAAUAUUAUCUCUAUUAUAGUAAAAUGGAUCACAGGUUUAAAAUAAUAUUUUAAUUCUUACGAUUUUGUAGAUUAAGAUGGGUGGACUAUUUUAAAUACAUAUAAUAAUUAAUUACCAUUUUAAAAAUGCAGUUUUACUGAUAUUGUAGGAGGAUAUAACUUAUUUUCAAAGGAUGCUUAAAUAAAUUUAUAUAUGGAACUUCCUAGACACAAAAAAAUUAGGGUCUAAUUAGAAUUUUGGAAAAUUAAAAAUUGGGAUAAUGAAUUUUUUUAAGUAUUUGCAGAUGGAAUUCUAGUUGAGAAAAUGUAAUAUGGAAAAACUGGAGAAUCAAGAACUUGUGGAUCAACAAUUUUAAAUAUCUAUAUGACUAAUUUAGAUUUCGAAUUCCUGCAUUCUUAAUCAUCAAUCAAUUUGAUGAUGACAUCAACAUUAACUGAAACUCCAGAUAAUAAAUCUUGGGGAAUUAGAAAUUUUUAAUUAUUUUAUGGUGUUGCAAAAGAUUGCAGUAACUCUAUUAUUGAUUUCAUAACUGUUCCUUCAUUUAUAGCAACUAGUUUUUUUAAAUCUUCAUCAUUUUCACAUGAUUAGACUUAAAAAAUAAAUAUUGAAAUAUCUGAACUUGGUAUAUCUUUGGAGCCAGACUUUGAUCAAACUGUGACAGUAGAUAAAGAUUUAAAAAAAAUGACAAUCUCAGUUACAUGGCCUUGCUUUACAAGUGAUCUUAAUUUUUCUUUAAUAAUUUAAAAAACUAGUUAUCCAGAUUAUAAAACUAUUACAUCAAAAUGUAGACAUAAAAAUUCUAAUAUUGUAAAAUUGGUUUUGAUCUUAGAAUGCAUUAUACCAUUAGAGUCUUAAAUUUAAUUAUAUGCUACUUCAACUUAAUUUUAAAUUUUUUAAAAAGUUGAUCAUUAAAAUCAAAAGCUAUAUGAUUUAUUGGUAAAUUCAUGA
Messenger RNA from Paramecium sonneborni, 2148 nucleotides. The record is from the annotation of a GenBank genome assembly. NCBI's taxonomy places the organism in Eukaryota, Ciliophora, Oligohymenophorea, Peniculida, Parameciidae.